This is a messenger RNA of Paramecium sonneborni, 843 nucleotides long. The record is from the annotation of a GenBank genome assembly. NCBI's taxonomy places the organism in Eukaryota, Ciliophora, Oligohymenophorea, Peniculida, Parameciidae.
AUGAUCAAACUAAAGUAGAGAUAUAUUAACACUUAGAUUUUAUUUUUAAACUAAUUGUUACAAUUAGUUGGACAUUAUUUACAAUAACAGGAAAACUUUUGGGUAAAACUCAAACUGCUGGUUAUAAUUCAUAUCAUUAUAAGUUCUUAAGUAGCAAGAUCAGAUUUUUCAAGAAUGAUCAUUAAUACCAAAUUAAAUAUUAACAUCUAAGCAAAUAAUGAAACAGAUAAUUUGAUUGCUCAAUUAUGUUAAUCAUAUUAUUGUUAUAUUUACAAGCUGGCAUCAUAAACAACUUUACUUAAUGAAGAUUUUGGUAAGCCUUAGGAUGAUUUAAUGAUUUAUUUCGCUCUAUCCAAUUAAUGCUAUAUUGGUAUCAAUAUGCAAAGAUUGCUUGAAACAAUUAUUAAUCAAUAAGUACCAAAUGAUAUAAUUGCUCAAUUAGUUAAGUUUACUUACUUUGAUAUUUAGGAUAUCUAUAUUUUCAUCUUGAAAGAUGUAAAGUAUUUGAUCGAAAAGAAUCCAAAUCUUAUUAGUAACAAAUAACAAUUAUUAGAACUUUAUAAAGAAGUAAAAAUAAAUAUUUAUAAAUAGUGUUAAUCUUUACAAGCAAAAAUGCUAAUCUUUUAUAAAUUCAAUCGCAUUUUUCCUCAUUUUAAUUAAAUAAUGCCUCCUCACUCAAUCUAGAUCAAAUAUUCAGUCUUAAACUCUGUUAUAGAAGAUAAAAAGAUUCAAGCAGUUCCAAGAUCAAAUCCACAUGAAAUUAGGGAACCUCUUUCUGUAAAAAAUUCACAAGCAAAAUUUCAUGAUUAUCCAAGGCCUUUCUCACCGAAAUAAAAAUAAUGA